AUGGGACCUAUGCUGUGCUUGUUAGUGUUUUCGGUGUGUUCCGUGUUGGCGUGUUCCGCGCAUGGUUUAUCGAAACGUUACGACCGUCGCAUCGCGGAUUUGGAGACUCACUUGGAGACUUUUCGUCUCACCGGUCGCAUAGUCAACGGGAAGAAAGCCAUUUCGAGACAAUUUCCUCAUCAGGUGUCUUUGAGGCGCAGCCUUUCCGGAUAUCAUUUUUGUGGCGGAAGUAUCAUUAGUGAUAAAUUUAUUCUUACUGCGGGCCACUGCGUGGAUAAUGGUGAAGAGGUCAUCAAGGCUUGGACUGUCACCGUGGUUGCAGGAGAGUUGAGAACAGACAGGACCACUCUGACGGCUCAAAGAAGGGGUGUGAAAACCAUCGAAGUUCAUCCGAAAUUUAAUCGUAGUAUUUUGCUAAACGACGUUGCUAUUUUGGAAUUAACGGUACCUUUCGUAUUCACUCCGGAAGUUUCUAGCGUUCCAUUACUGUCAUGUGAUCCUACACCAAAAACAUUAUGCGCGGUGUCUGGAUGGGGAUAUCUAUCGGAGGAUGGUAUACAGUCCCCUGAUCUGAUGUACGUGGAACUGCCUAUUCGCGAGCCGAAAGAAUGUCAAGAGCUGCUCGUCAAUGUAACGGAGAUGUACCUGGGGAUGUUUUGCGCCGGUUUUCUCCAGGGAGGCAAGGAUGCUUGCCAAGGUGAUUCCGGCGGCGGUAUGGUUUGCAACAAUGUUCUAACCGGUGUUGUUUCCGGCGGCGAGGGAUGCGCACGUCCACAGACACCUGGCGUAUAUUCAAACGUUCACUACUUCAGCGAUUGGAUACUGCACUACUUAGGCAAAAAUUGUGGCCACUCUCAGUUACACGCGGAACUACACGUUCAACUAUGCGCUCAACUACACGCGGAAUUAUCCGGCGCUGCAUCACCUGUUUCAAAUGUAAAUCAUCCAUCUCAGAAGCAAGGAUGGGAAUAUUGCCGUCUCCUAGAAUAA
This is a messenger RNA of Dinoponera quadriceps, 990 nucleotides long. RefSeq names its product putative trypsin-6. The record is from RefSeq and is a predicted model, not a curated record. Bases 1 to 990 code for a protein of 329 amino acids. NCBI's taxonomy places the organism in Eukaryota, Metazoa, Arthropoda, Insecta, Hymenoptera, Formicidae. The transcript is spliced from 8 exons. Gene Ontology annotation, molecular function: serine-type endopeptidase activity. Gene Ontology annotation, biological process: proteolysis.